GGCAGGUACCACACUGCGACUCCAAGCUUCUCCUCAACGACGCCACAGUUUUUUCUCUCUUCUUGCCCAACAUCGUAGCUGGACUACUACUACUCUACCACUGCCUCUUCUCCUUCCUGCCUCUUUAGCAACUACGAACCUCCUAGCGAGACUUUGGCUGGCGGCACGAUGAUGUCUCUGAUUGACGGUACAGCUUUCCAACGCGCCCUCACGGUGGCUGUGUUGUUCAUUGUCAUCUUCUCUGCUUACGCCUCGGCCGCGCCGAGCCCAGCGAUCACGGCGUCGACGCUCAUGUCGAGAAUGGAGCCUGAGAAGCGUGCCGAGCUCAUGGCGCGGGCAUGUGACGCAAACAACAAUCUGACGACGGCGCUCAACAAUCUUCUGACCAACAUCAUCCCACAGCUUGGACCGACGCUGGAUGGGCUCAAUGGGUCAGCCAACUCGCUCGGACAAGCCAUUCCGAUCCUGGGAGAGCUUAUCAGCUUCCUCAAUAUGGCUUGCCUCGGGACAGGCAUCUAGGAGAAGAGGAUGUGAC
Acaromyces ingoldii is the source of this 535-nucleotide messenger RNA. RefSeq lists its product as hypothetical. Lineage: Eukaryota; Fungi; Basidiomycota; Exobasidiomycetes; Exobasidiales; Cryptobasidiaceae. The transcript has 3 exons. The record is from RefSeq and is a predicted model, not a curated record. The coding region runs from base 169 to 519 and encodes 116 amino acids.